Messenger RNA from Dioscorea cayenensis subsp. rotundata (Guinea yam), 661 nucleotides. RefSeq lists its product as uncharacterized. The record is from RefSeq and is a predicted model, not a curated record. The transcript has 3 exons. Lineage: Eukaryota; Viridiplantae; Streptophyta; Magnoliopsida; Dioscoreales; Dioscoreaceae. The coding region runs from base 129 to 494 and encodes 121 amino acids.
AUGUUUGGAACACUGAAGCAUGGAAAAAUCGAUCUCAAAAAGCCAAGCAAAAUAGGAUUACUGAAAAACAUGGAAGCAUUACCAAGCAUACUGGUGGAUCGAUUCCUUUUUUGCUUCAUGCGGAGAGGAUGGCAAAACAGUUAAAUCGGAAACCAACAUAUGGAGAAGUGUUUAAUCGCACCCACAAACGUGCGAAGGGCCUUGGUGAUUAUAUUGAUAAUAAGUCGAAAUCCGUUAGUGAUUUGUAUACUUCUUCAAUGAGCCAGAAAUAUGGUGCCGAUGAAUCUUGUCAUCCUGAAUUUGAUCCGCAACUUUGGUGUGAUGCAAUUGGUGGUAUGGAGACUACACGGACACAUGUAUAUGGCUUUGGAACUACACCACGUGGAAAGAGUUUCUUGUCUCCUACCAAUAGUAUUGGGGAAGCAUGCUCGACGGCUUGUAGUCCACAAGUUGAUCAAACUCCACAUUCUAACACUGAAGUUGAUAAUCUAUGAGAAGAAGUGACGGUUGUGAAGAACAAACUACAAAGCUUGGAGGAUUCUCAAAAAAAUAUAGUGCAGAGUCAGAAUGAAAUCAAGGCUUUUUUGUCUCAAAUUACUGAGAUGUUAAAUCCUACAACAAUUGCUCGGAAUGCUGGAUUUUCUCAAUUUGGGACGAGUGA